GGACCUCUAAGACAUUUGCUACUGUUUUGCACUUUAAUGUUCUUACUAGAAAAAAAUUCAUUCUUUUAAAAAAACUGUUUAAUGUUCAAAAUCUAUAUAUACACCCAAUAGUUCAUUGUGUUGACAUUUUCUGAAGUUGUCCCAUUUUUAUGACAUAGUCUUGAAGUUGAAUCUUAUUUAUUUAUUUCUUUUAGUAUAACAUGGAAGCUUAUAAAUAUUGUCCAGUCAAUGAGGCGUAUUUAUUUACGUCUCCAUUGAUGAAUAUUGAUAUAUUUAAAGAGCAAUGUGUUUUGAACAUUGAUUUUGAAGACAUGGAGGUAAGAAGAAAUGAUAAAAGUCAAUGGCAAAUAGACAAAGAAAAACUUGCAGAAACACUUAAAACUGAUUUGCAGACAGUUUUGGAACUGGAGGAGGUGUGCAGCAUUGAUAAUUUAAAGUGUGACUAUGAAGAUCAAUUCGAUUUCAAUCAACGGCAUGUGUUUAAGGAUUUUCCAGAUGAUAACAAACUACAAACUGUAAAGCAAGUUAAAAUGGGCAAAACAAAAGUUGAAGAAUUGGCAUAUGUCCCUACAUUCCCUGAGCCUUUUAUGGAAGAAAUCAGCGAAGAGGACGAACUAGUACCCAGUGGUGAAGUUUUGUUGACGGUCUCUAUAUUUCAUCCUGAAAAGAGAAAAGUUCAUAUGGAAUUCAAAGUACUUCCAGAUCAGAAAUUAACUGAAGUGCGAGAUCUUAUAACGUGUCAGUCAGAUAAAGUUAUUUUUGGUGAAUUCAGUUCGAAUCCAAGCUUGGAAGGAGUCAAGACUGCUAAGGAAAUCAGUGAUGCUUCCUUCUUUUUUGUUGAACAAUGUUUUUAUAAUGACACUAGAAACCCGUUAAAUCGUGAUUAUAGCAGAAUUAUUAAAGAAUGGGCAAAAGAAUCUGAAAGAUAUACCGUUCCCGGGUUAGGAUUGUUUGAUUCAACAAACAUGCAGGAUAAAACUUUUAGAGACCUGAAUUUUCGACUUGGUUACCCGUAUUUGUUUUGUCAUCAAGGUAACUGUGAGCAUCUGAUGGUUUUUAAUGACAUGAGAUUGAUCUCAGAAGAUGAUCCACAGAAAGUAGAAAGUUAUCCCUUGAAGACAUUGGUGUUAUUGCCUCGACAUAAAAGAUGUUCCAUCUGCAACAUUCACCUAAUAAAGUGGAUGACAAAGAACGAUGAAAUGGCGUUUGAAGAUCCAAGUUUUUUCUGCGACAAAUGCUUUCGUUAUCUUCACUACACAAAAGAUGGCAAAAAACUUGCAUCUUUUCAAGCUUUUCCUUAUGUUAGCACUGAUUAGAAAGCUUAAGGGGUGUAGGUGGGUAGUGGUGGAAAAGUAAAUACGGGUAUAUAAUAAUGCUCAAAGCAAACAUGCUAUAGAACACUGUUUUAUUAAACAUGGUGGAUUCUAAAGUCAUUCAAAGAAAUGCACAAGACUGGAGUUUCAACAGAAAAAUGUUGUUCUUGUUGUUGCUGUUGAUGUUGUGUUACGCUUGGCAGCAACUGAGCAGUUACUUAACAUUGUAUAUGAAUUUAAGAAAAAUUCAGAAUGAAUAUUUAGAAAAAAGUAAGAAAACGUUGAUUUUAUGCAUAGUUUUUUAUGCACUUUCUUAAGUUUUGACUUAUAUUGUAUAUAUUAACAGCUAGUUUUGUGUUGUUUUUACUUUUGUAAUUGCAUGUUG
Messenger RNA from Hydractinia symbiolongicarpus, 1698 nucleotides. RefSeq names its product snRNA-activating protein complex subunit 3-like. The record is from RefSeq and is a predicted model, not a curated record. Gene Ontology annotation, biological process: snRNA transcription by RNA polymerase II; snRNA transcription by RNA polymerase III. Gene Ontology annotation, molecular function: RNA polymerase II cis-regulatory region sequence-specific DNA binding; RNA polymerase III type 3 promoter sequence-specific DNA binding; bent DNA binding. Lineage: Eukaryota; Metazoa; Cnidaria; Hydrozoa; Anthoathecata; Hydractiniidae. Gene Ontology annotation, cellular component: snRNA-activating protein complex. The transcript is spliced from 10 exons. The coding region runs from base 201 to 1316 and encodes 371 amino acids.